AUGUUAUAUAUUACAUUCUUCACUGUUUCCGUCGCGGCCGCAAUCUCUGUGGUCAGCGCCUAUCCUAUCGAUGCAGAGGGUGUCCACUGCCGUUCGGGGCCUGGAACUGGUUACUCGAUUGUGAAGACCUACAAUAAGGGUAAAGAUAUCUCGAUUAAAUGUCAAGCUCCUGGGACCAACAUCAAUGAAGAUGUCCUCUGGGAUCUAACUGAGGACGGCUGCUAUGUAACCGACUACUAUGUGAAGACCGGUUCCAGUACCUAUGUGACCAGCCAAUGCCCUAGCGGCGGCGGAGGAGGAGGCAGCGGCAGCGACAGCGGCGCUAGUAUUGUCGAUGCCGCUGAGAAAGAGAAAGGUCUCCCAUACGUUUGGGGAGGUGGUGGAUGUAAUGGUCCUUCUGGAGGUGGAUUUGACUGUUCUGGCCUGACUCAGUACUCUGUCUGCAAGGCCUUGAACAAAGAAAUUCCGCGCACAGCUCAGACUCAAUAUGACUCGUCAAUGGGCAAACAUCUUCCCCGAUCAGAAGCUAAAGAGGGCGAUCUCCUCUUUUGGGCCGAGGGCGGUGACUGCAAAAACAGUGUAGCGCAUGUCGGAAUUUUCAUUCGAGAUGGCUUGAUGAUUAAUGCGGCUCACACUGGAACUCCAGUUCGAGAGCAGUCUAUCUGGACAACAUACGGAGGAGAGAGCAUUUGCCCUGAUGCUGUGAGAUGA
Molecule: messenger RNA, 711 nt
Organism: Talaromyces rugulosus
Lineage: Eukaryota; Fungi; Ascomycota; Eurotiomycetes; Eurotiales; Trichocomaceae
Exons: 2
Coding region: 1-711 (236 amino acids)
Source: RefSeq, a predicted model, not a curated record